AUGAAUGGACAGGAAAUAGCAUUAGAAAAGGAAAUUAAAUUACUGGGGCUGACUAUAGACGAAGGGCUAACGUUUAAUAAGCAUGUGCAAAAUGUCACGAGAAGGGCGGCAGACAUACAUAAAAAGGUAGCAAGAAUGGCGAAGCUGGAAUGGGGAAUGACGGGAGACAUGGUACACCAGGUAUACCAAGCCGUCAUAGAGCCGAUACUGACUUACGCGACGGCAGCCUGGGCACCGACAGUAAAGAAACUGUGCACCAGGAAAAAACUGGAGACGGUGCAGAGGGCAUUCGCACAGAAAAAAGCGGAGACGUAUAGGACGGCAUCGCUAAAUUCCGCGACGCUAUUGGCGGGGAUACUGCCCCUCGACCUCAGGGUGAAAGAAGCUGCCGCGAUGUUUGAGGCCAGAAGGGGGUCGUCUCCGUUCAUACGCGAAGGAGACCGGAUUGAGCGAGCCGUACCUGCGUUAGAACAACCCCAUCCCGCGGAAAAACCGGAUAUUAGCUUCGCCAUCACCAAUGACCCUGGCCUAAUUCAAAAUGACAGCAAAACGGCAAUUUACACGGACGGAAGUAAGACGGAACGAGGAGUAGGAGCCGCCUGGUCAAAAUGGGAGAACGGUAGGGAAAAGAAGUGGAAAAAGAUAAAGAUGGCCCCUUACUGCACCGUAUACCAAGCAGAGCUGGCAGCUCUCGUUGGUGCAGUAAGGGAGGCGAUGACAGCGGGUACUGACGUGAACAUCUGCAGCGACUCGCGGUCUUCGCUCGAGGCGAUUGCGGGCGGACGCUCUCGAAACCCCCGAGUAAUCGAGAUCCGCAGACACCUGGUGGAUAGCCGAAAAAAGGGCCAGAAUAUAAGACUCCACUGGGUGAAAGCGCACGUCGGCACGGAGGGGAAUGAGAGGGCGGACGAACUUGCGAGUGCCGCUGCGGAGACCUCGAAGGUCAGAGCAGCUCACGUAGAGUACCCACUAUCAUACAUAAGGAAAGAGAUUAGAAGGAAGACAAUUGAAGAAUGGGACCGGCGGUUCAAAGAAGGAAUGACAGGAGGAACCACAAAAUUAUUCCUGACAGAUGUCACAGCGGCACACAAACUAGUGAGGGAAAAAAGAUUUAGUCCGGAAAUGACACAGGUCCUUACAGGUCAUGGGCCUUUUGCCGAAUACCUGUACCGGUUUAAAAUUAAAGAUAAAUCUGACUGCGAGUGUGAGAGUGGGGUGGAACAAACCAUCCCACACCUUUUGAUAGAGUGCCCCAUCUUUGCCUCCUCCAGGUACGACCUGGAACAGAAGACAGGCGUGUCGCUUAGUCUGAAGGGACUGCCUGACAUGCUAGCCUGUGACAGAUCGCACCUGGAGGAUUUUUGCCUAAAAAUAACUAAACGCACCGCAGAGUUCAAUGGAAGUAUGGCCGGGGCGAGGACUGCGAGGCGGCCGGCGCCCACUUGCUAA
Messenger RNA from Pieris macdunnoughi, 1449 nucleotides. The record is from the annotation of a GenBank genome assembly. Lineage: Eukaryota; Metazoa; Arthropoda; Insecta; Lepidoptera; Pieridae.